Mollisia scopiformis is the source of this 1650-nucleotide messenger RNA. Its product is annotated as putative extracellular exo-polygalacturonase. Gene Ontology annotation, biological process: carbohydrate metabolic process. Gene Ontology annotation, molecular function: polygalacturonase activity. NCBI's taxonomy places the organism in Eukaryota, Fungi, Ascomycota, Leotiomycetes, Helotiales, Mollisiaceae. The transcript is spliced from 6 exons. Bases 274 to 1569 code for a protein of 431 amino acids. The record is from RefSeq and is a predicted model, not a curated record.
GAGAUCUCAAGCAGCAAGGUAGCUUUUGCAUUUAUGCUUGAAUGUCCAAUGGCAGACUGGGGCCUGCCGUCAUUCUUGGGGAAGCUUCAAGUUGGAGCUCGGUGGAAUUGGUUAAUUUCUGAACGGAGCUUAAAUUUUUGAAUCUCUAUAUCUGGGGUAGACAUUAGAGUUGAAACUUUCUGCUGCUUUCUCUGUCGUUUUACUUUCGCGAUCAUCGCAGCAUCAAGUGUGCCAGAAGUUUCUUUCUUGCUUUAUCCCGUCUAGUUACUCGUCAUGCGGUCCACCAUCUUCGCAACAGCUUUUGCAGCAUGUCUAAGACUCGCAUCUGCGAACCCGUGGGGUACUGCUCCCAAAGGACCUACAAACAACGGGAAGACAUGCACAGUCAAAGCUCUUGGAAACAACAAGGACGACACACCACAGAUCCUCGCAGCUUUUGAAAACUGCAAUAACGGAGGGACUGUUGUGUUUCCAGAAGGCGAGAACUACUGGAUUGCAACGAAAUUGAAUCCUGUAAUCUACGAUGUCACUGUUGAAUGGAAGGGCAUGUGGACUAUGUCCGAUGAUCUGAGCUACUGGAGAAACAAUUCGUACCCAAUUGCUUUCCAGAAUCACCAUGCUGGUUUUAUCAUCACGGGAGAACGGAUCUACAUCAACGGCUAUGGUACCGGAGGUAUUUUCGGGAACGGAAACGUCUGGUACAAUGCAGAAAAAGCUGUCACCCAACCGGGACGACCGAUGCCCUUUGUAUUCUGGAACGUGAGUGAUGUAUUUGUGGAACACUUCUACGUUAAAGAUCCACCCCUAUGGUCCCUGAACAUCAUGAACGGGACAAACAUGUGGUUUGAUGACAUAUUGUGCAAUGCUACAGCUGUAAACGCACCGUAUGGCACGAACUGGGUGCAGAAUACUGAUGGAUUUGACACGAUGGAUGCCCAUAAUAUUAUGCUCACAAACAUGGUGUACCAAGGAGGUGAUGAUUGCAUAGCUCUCAAGCCUCGCUCGUACAAUGUCUUUGUUCAAAAUAUCACUUGCCAUGGUGGAAAUGGCAUCGCAAUUGGUAGCUUGGGACAAUACCUUGAAGACUCUUCUGUGAUCAAUGUUCUUGUUAAAGAUGCUAACAUCCUCACCCAUAACAAUGAUAUGGAAAACGGAGCCUACAUCAAAACCUGGGUAGGAGCCCUCGUCCCCCAAACCUCCUACGAAUCCGACUACCUCCCCCGCGGCGGCGGUUGGGGGGUCGUACAAAACGUGCGCUUCGAAAACUUCCUCGUGGAAGGAGCCUCCAUCGGGGCUGCCAUCACCGAGUCCUCCGGCAACAACGGCUCCUACUCCGGCACCUCCCUGAUGGAAAUAACCAACAUCGCCUUCGUGAACUUCACGGGCUACACGACGUCCACUUCGCGGAGCGCGGAGGUGAGUUGCUCGAACGUGGUACCGUGCUAUAAUGUUGCAUUUCAGAAUUUCAGUUUGAGUCUAGGGUCCAAUGGGACGGCUGAGGGGGCUACCGGGACGUGUAGCUAUAUUGAGGAGGGCGGUGUGAGGGGGUUGGCUGGGAGUGGGUGUUGAGAGAGUGUCUAUUCUGGGUACAUAUACAUCCAUUCAGAUGUAUUUUGUUCGUUUCAUCACGGGAAUAUAGUGAUACGAGCA